UUUCCGCCCACAGAGCGAUCGGCAGUCACGUGGGACCCAGAGGGUGUGGCCACGGGAACUCUGAGCAAAGAUGGCAACAGUGAGGAGAGCUUUCCCGCGAAGGCUGGUGGGCUUGGCGUCCCUCCGGGCUGCUGGCACGUCAUCCAUGGGUGCCUUCCCGAAGCGGGUGAAGAUUGUGGAAGUCGGUCCCCGCGAUGGUCUGCAGAAUGAAAAGAACAUUGUACCCACCCCAGUGAAAAUCAAGCUGAUAGACAUGCUUUCCGAAGCAGGGCUCCCCGUUAUCGAAGCCACCAGCUUUGUCUCUCCAAAGUGGGUGCCCCAGAUGGCUGACCACUCUGAAGUCUUGAAGGGCAUUCAGAAGUUUCCUGGCGUCAACUAUCCAGUCCUGACUCCAAAUGUGAAAGGCUUCGAGGAAGCGGUAGCUGCAGGAGCCAAGGAAGUAAGCAUCUUUGGGGCGGCCUCUGAGCUCUUCACGCGGAAGAAUGUGAACUGCUCCAUAGAAGAGAGUUUCCAGCGCUUUGAUGGAGUCAUGAAGGCCGCACAGGCCUCCAGCAUCCCUGUGAGAGGGUAUGUCUCCUGUGCCCUCGGAUGCCCCUACGAGGGGAAGGUCUCCCCGGCUAAAGUAGCUGAGGUUGCCAAGAAGUUGUACUCAAUGGGCUGCUAUGAGAUCUCCCUUGGGGACACCAUUGGUGUGGGCACCCCGGGACUCAUGAAAGACAUGCUGACUGCUGUCCUGCGUGAGGUGCCUGUGGCCGCACUGGCUGUCCACUGCCAUGAUACCUAUGGUCAAGCCCUGGCCAACACCUUGGUAGCCCUGCAGAUGGGAGUGAGCGUUGUGGACUCCUCUGUGGCGGGACUCGGAGGCUGUCCCUAUGCACAAGGGGCCUCAGGGAAUUUGGCUACAGAGGACCUGGUCUACAUGCUGACUGGCUUAGGGAUUCACACGGGUGUGAACCUCCAGAAACUCCUCGAAGCUGGGGACUUCAUCUGUCAAGCCCUGAGCAGAAAAACCAGCUCCAAAGUGGCACAGGCCACCUGCAAACUCUGAGCCCUUGUUCACCUGAGGCGUGGGACUGGGGGAGGUGGGCAUGCUCAGAUGAUUCCUUGCUGGGGGAAAUGGAAUGCGGACAAAUGAGCAGGUAUCACAAAGGUUCUAGACAGAAAGGGCAGGAUCUGCCAGGCCUUGGGGCGACUGAGUGGUCUUGGAGCCUGGAAGUCCCCCUUCCCUGCGGGCCAGCUCCCCAGGGCUGAGUGCCUGAGCACUGGUUUGGGAUGGCCCUGGGUCUCCUGGGCGAAUCCGCUAGCAAACAGAGCUGAUGUCCACCCUGCCAUGACUGUGGGUCCUGUGUGUCUCUUCGGAAAACAGAACAGUUUCCCCCUAAAGCAGCAGAGCAUUUGCUGAAAUGGUGGGGGCUGAUCUGCUGUGCUGGCCAUCUGCCAAGCCCAGCAUCUCUGGGAAAUCUUCACUCUGUACAUGAUUUUUGAAAACAGCUUAUGUAAUUAAAGGUUUAAUUUUCUAAUAUCCAA
Molecule: messenger RNA, 1527 nt
Organism: Myodes glareolus (Bank vole)
Lineage: Eukaryota; Metazoa; Chordata; Mammalia; Rodentia; Cricetidae
Gene: Hmgcl
Product: 3-hydroxy-3-methylglutaryl-CoA lyase
Biological process (GO): ketone body biosynthetic process; L-leucine catabolic process
Cellular component (GO): mitochondrion
Molecular function (GO): hydroxymethylglutaryl-CoA lyase activity
Source: RefSeq, a predicted model, not a curated record